This is a messenger RNA of Anolis carolinensis (green anole), 2504 nucleotides long. RefSeq names its product zinc finger protein 658B-like. The record is from RefSeq and is a predicted model, not a curated record. Gene Ontology annotation, cellular component: nucleus. Bases 857 to 2386 code for a protein of 509 amino acids. Gene Ontology annotation, molecular function: DNA-binding transcription factor activity, RNA polymerase II-specific. Gene Ontology annotation, biological process: regulation of transcription by RNA polymerase II. NCBI's taxonomy places the organism in Eukaryota, Metazoa, Chordata, Lepidosauria, Squamata, Anolidae. The transcript is spliced from 2 exons.
CUCCCUCUCCCCACAGACCUCUCUCUCUCUCUCUCUCUCUCUCUCGGCCUCUCCGUCCUCUUCCCUCCGCCGCCUUCCUUCCCGCCUCACGAACACAGACCAGGCCUGAGGCGAGCCGGCCGCCAUCUUCUCCUUCGUCCUCCUUCCUCGGAGCCCGCCCUCGCCCCCUCCCUCCCUCCCAUUGGCUGAGCCCGGGAUGCCCCGCCCACCGGAGGCCCCCCAUUGGCCGCGUCCCGCUCAGCCCUCCUUUGACUGACGGGCCUUGUGUGGGCCUAUUGAGGCCUGUGAAGCCACGGACUGGGAGUUGUAGUUCGCCCUCAACCGGGGACACUGGGACCCCCACCCAGGAUGGGCCCGGACCGCCCUCGGCACACGGAGCCCCCAAGGACGUGAGAGUUCUCUGGAGCCACCCCUGCCGUGAUGGGAAACGAACCAGCUUCUAGUCGAUAUUAAGGCAUUUGGAAACCAAAGUGCAGGAAGGAAACCAGUCCUCUAGGAAAAAGGAUUCCUCUCAAGGGGCUGAUCCUGCUGAAUUCCUACAUUCACUUUGGAUUAUAGAGUAGAACCAUAGAGUCGGAAGAGACUGCAUGAGGCACCCAGUCCAGGCCUCUGCCGUGUAGGAAAGGCGCAAAGUACCCCUGACAGAUGAGCAUCUGGCCUCUGUUUAAAGGAUUCCAAAGGAGCCUCCACUACACUUUGAGGCAGAGAGUUCCACUGCUGAACAGCUCAGGAAGUUCUUAAUGUUCAGAUAGAAUCUACUUUCCUGUAAUUUGAACCCAGUGCUGUGAGUAAUCAGAAAGGGAAAAACAAGAAUCAAGUGUCUUUAUUGGAAUUAAAUGUACAUAACAUUGUUGACAUGGAGGAGAAAGUAUAUAAAUGUAUUGAAUGUGGAAAGAGCUUUAGUCAGCAUGGAAACCUGAAGAGACAUCAAAGGACUCACACUGGGGAGAAACCCUAUAACUGCCUGGAGUGUGGACAGAGCUUUGCUCAUAGUUCAGGUCUACGUUCACAUCAAAGGACUCACACUGGAGAGAAACCCUAUAACUGCCUGGAGUGUGGACAGAGCUUUGCUCAUAGUUCAGGUCUACGUUCACAUCAAAGGACUCACACUGGAGAGAAACCCUAUAACUGCCUGGAGUGUGGACAGAGCUUUGCUCAUAGUUCAGGUCUACGUUCACAUCAAAGGACUCACACUGGAGAGAAACCCUAUAACUGCCUGGAGUGUGGACAGAGCUUCACUCAGAAGGGAAACUUGCAUAAACAUCAAAGGAUUCACACUGGGGAGAAACCCUAUAACUGCCUGGAGUGUGGACAGAGCUUCACUGAGAAGGGAAGCUUGCAUAAACAUCAAAGGAUUCACACUGGGGAGAAACCCUAUAACUGCCUGGAGUGUGGACAGAGCUUCACUGAGAAGGGAAGCUUACAUAAACAUCAAAGGACUCACACUGGGGAGAAACCCUAUAACUGCCUGGAGUGUGGACAGAGCUUUGCUCAUAGUUCAGGUCUACGUUCACAUCAAAGGACUCACACUGGAGAGAAACUCUAUAACUGCCUGGAGUGUGGACAGAGCUUUGCUCAUAGUUCAGGUCUACGUUCACAUCAAAGGACUCACACUGGAGAGAAACCCUAUAACUGCCUGGAGUGUGGACAGAGCUUUGCUCGUAGUUCAGGUCUACGUUCACAUCAAAGGACUCACACUGGGGAGAAACCCUAUAACUGCCUGGAGUGUGGACAGAGCUUCACUCAGAAGGGAAACUUGCAUAAACAUCAAAGGAUUCACACUGGGGAGAAACCCUAUAACUGCCUGGAGUGUGGACAGAGCUUCACUCAGAAGGGAAACUUGCAUAAACAUCAAAGGAUUCACACUGGGGAGAAACCCUAUAACUGCCUGGAGUGUGGACAGAGCUUCACUGAGAAGGGAAGCUUGCAUAAACAUCAAAGGAUUCACACUGGGGAGAAACCCUAUAACUGCCUGGAGUGUGGACAGAGCUUCACUGAGAAGGGAAGCUUGCAUAAACAUCAAAGGAUUCACACUGGGGAGAAACCCUAUAACUGCCUGGAGUGUGGACAGAGCUUCACUCAGAAGGGAAGCUUGCAUAAACAUCAAAGGAUUCACACUGGAGAGAAACCCUAUAACUGCCUGGAGUGUGGACAGAGCUUUGCUCGUAGUUCAGGUCUACGUUCACAUCAAAGGACUCACACUGGAGAGAAACCCUAUAACUGCCUGGAGUGUGGACAGAGCUUUGCUCGUAGUUCAGGACUACGUUCCCAUCAAAGGAUUCACACUGGGGAGAAACCCUAUAACUGCCUGGAGUGUGGACAGAGCUUUACUCGAAGUUCAGGACUACGUUCCCAUCAAAGGACUCACGCUGGGCAGAAACCAUAGAAAUGCAUGGAGUGUGGACAGAGCUUUUCAUGGAAUAGACAUCAAUUUGAGUUUAGCAUAUUCUAAUAAUUGUAUAUUUAUUUCCUUUCUUAGUUUAAUAAAAUUAUUAGUAUCUAAA